Molecule: messenger RNA, 324 nt
Organism: Sphenostylis stenocarpa
Lineage: Eukaryota; Viridiplantae; Streptophyta; Magnoliopsida; Fabales; Fabaceae
Source: the annotation of a GenBank genome assembly
AUGCAGGAAGACAAGAAGAUGAAGGUGAAGAAAGGCUUUCUGGCGGUUCAAGUGGGUUUAGAAGACGAAGACCAAGGCGGUUCCUCUUCUCAGAGAUUUGUCAUUCCAAUCUCCUAUCUCUACCACCCUCUCUUCAAGCGUCUUCUCGACAAGGCUCGCGAGGUCUACGGCUACCACACCGAUGGCCCCCUCAAGCUCCCCUGCUCCGUCGACGACUUCCUCCAUCUCCGUUGGCGAAUCGAGAAAGAGUCCACUCCCCACCAACACCACCACAACCACGCCAACCCUCGCCUUCCCCACGCUUUGCACUUCCACUCUUGUUGA